This is a messenger RNA of Chaetomium fimeti, 5316 nucleotides long. RefSeq lists its product as uncharacterized. The transcript has 7 exons. The coding region runs from base 157 to 5316 and encodes 1719 amino acids. The record is from RefSeq and is a predicted model, not a curated record. Lineage: Eukaryota; Fungi; Ascomycota; Sordariomycetes; Sordariales; Chaetomiaceae.
AGAAGGUCCGUUCUCAUCUCACAACCGACAACCAACGACCAGCGCCGUUCACAAACGCAUAGCACAUCCGCGCCUCUCUCAAACUGGACUCAGACCACGUAUUCGGAAUAGUAAUGCGGUGACUAACUCCACAUUUAUGUUUCAUGGGAUACGAAUAUGACGGCCCAGCUUUUGGCGUCGGAGCUCGCCAACCUCAUCCAAGAGAGCAAACGCAAGCACAACGACUUGCGCCAGGCUACUGAGAAGUCUUUAGAUGAACUAAAAAGUCUAAGGACAUCAUCUGAAGCUCAGACUUCUGAGGAACUUGCCCAACGCCCGAACUUUGUCAACCCCUUCAUUAUCGCCUGCGGCACCAAAAAUGUCAAGUUCACGGGGAUUGCCAUUGUUUGUUUACAGCGGCUCAUUGUAUCUCGAGCACUGCCGAGGUCCCGGUUGAGCCAAGUCCUCGAGGCACUGCAGCAGGCGACCUCGGCCGGCCUCGACGUUCAACUCAAGAUCCUCCAGGCACUCCCCGCCUUGCUCUCCAACUACUCCGCCGAUGUAAAAGGCGAGCUUCUCGUCACAGCCUUGAAUGUCUGCUUCAUCCUACAGUCUAGCAAAAAUGCUAUUGUCAACAACACAUCGGCUGCUACGCUGCAGCAGCUGGUAGUCUCUGUCUUUGACAAGGUCGUUGCUGAGGAUAGAUCUGGCGGCGACUCCCCUGUUGUUGGUGAGGUUCCUGUCCAGGAUGGCACCCUCCCGCUCAAGGCUGCGACCAUGGAUGCAUAUAGGGUCUUUAACGACAUCUGCCUCCUCACUGAAGGUCAGAGGCCCGAAUACCUCCGUGUUUCUGGCCUUCCUCAGACGUUCGGUCUCGAGUUGAUAGAAUCCGUCUUGACGAACCACGCCGCUAUCUUCACCACCCAUGCCGAGCAAGCAAACAUUCUACGGGCGAGAGUAAUGCCUUUUAUUAUCAGUGCCCUGCGCGGCAGGCCAAACUUUGCAACCAGCGUUCGCCUUGUGCGUAUCCUGUACACGCUCCUCCGCCGCCACCUCUCCAUCCUCCCAUCCGAGAGUGGGGACGCACUGGAGAUUUUGACUCAGCUUCUUGACCAAGAUAACACUCUAUGGAAGCGCGCUCUAUGUAUGGAGGUAUUCAGGGGCAUCUUUGCCGAGCACGCGUUACUCCGGCGCAUCUUCAUGCUUUACGAUGGCGAGGAAGGUCAAAAGAGUAUCUUGAAGAAUCUUACCGCCACCUUCGUUCGUGUAAGUACGGAGAAGCCAGCGGUCAUUGGCUUGGGCCAUCAGUCCACCAUUCCCGUUGCCAGUUCCAACACGGGCCCGUCAACCGAUCAAGUUAUGCUCGAGGCGAGCGGAGUGACCGGUAUAAUUUCGGGUUCGGUAAGCUCUGACGGCCACAGCACGGGUAUCAGCAGCCAAUGGAGCACCAUGCGGGUUCCCUGCAUUGACCAACUCGACAAGACGGACGCCCCAACCAUACCGGAGUCGUAUGUUUACAGCCUUACUCUGUCGUGCAUCACGUCACUAUCCGAGGGUCUCGCAAAGUUCAUCCUGCCCUUGACCGUCGCGAGCGAAGGGAGGAGGAAACGAGGCCCGAAACCAGAAGCGGGACGCGAUUCACCCGCCUCUCAGCUAGACGAAACCCCCGAUAAGUUAGAACGGUCUUCAUCGUUCAAGCGGAAUCCAGUCCCGGUAAACCCGUUGACACUAGAGAGUCACCCCCUGUACGCCGAAAUCAGGGUUUGCGCUGCCUUCAUCGACGGGUGCUGGCCCGCUAUCCUCGCAACAUGUUCCACCUUUCUCUACGCUGCCCUAGACUCGGAAUACUACCACGGCCUGGUACGAGCAUUCCAGAAAUUUGCGCAUGUCGCCGGCCUGCUGCAGCUCGCGACUCCCCGGGAUGCUUUCCUGACGACUCUGGGCAAAGCCGCCGUGCCGCCCAAUGUGUUGACCGCGUGCAUGAACACUGGCCCUAACCGCGCCCCACCGAGUCCAUCAGCCACGGAGGGGCCUGGCAACCUUUUUAGCAACGCUCGUGGGUUGUUAAGCGUCGAAAGUCUUGUUAGUCCAUCGUUGCUAGGGGCCGAGAAGCAGAGGCAGCCAUCAAUGGAUGCUAGUGGCGCCACCCUCAAUACCAGGAAUCUGCUAUGCCUGAGGGCACUCCUAAACCUCGGUAUCGCCCUGGGUCCGACACUCGCAUCGUCUUGGAGCAUUGUUCUCGAGACUCUGCAGCGGGCUGACUUUGUCAUGUUCUCGUCCGGUAAGGUUGCCGGAAGGACACCCAUAGCGGCCAAGGGGCCCGAUCCCCAAGCGGAACAGGAGGCCAGUACCCUCCUUGCGAAUUUCGGCACCGAGAUUCGAGCCGUCGAGACGGCGGCCUCGCGGCUUUUUGAGAGCACCGUUGACUUUCCGAAUCCCUCCUUUGUCGAGAUCGUCGGAGCCGUAUGCAACCUGCUCGAGCAUGUCGAACCCCCUUCAGAGGCGAGCAGUCGCCCACAAUCACCCCCCUCUACCGCGGGCCUAAAGGCACCCUCACUUUCUACUAAACGCGUCAUGAGCAUUUCGGCGCCGUCACAACCCACACCAAACCAAGAGAACCAGUUUGCCCUGUCUAAACUUGGCGACCUUGCUUCCAUCAAUAUCGAGAGAAUGUUAGCAUACGAGCCACACGUAUCAGGCUGGGCGCCUCUGGUCGAUGAGCUCAUUAACGCUAUGACUUCGGUGUCCAAUACUGCUCCCGUUAGAGCACGAGCGGCGGAGACGCUGGUCCGCAUUCUUCUCGAGGAAGCAAAUGCCGUCUCGUCCCAGUCAGAAGAAGUACGGGGCCCGAUACAGAGGCGCCUCCUUGAAGCCUUCCGUGACUCUCUUCUUCCUCUUCAGGGACCCGAGCGCCAUGUCUCCAUCACAAGACAUGCCAUCGACGUCGACAUCCACAAGAUCAUUCUCGAGGGGCUCAAGAGUCUCCUCGAAAACUGCGGCGAAUCCCUCAUCAGCGGCUGGGAGGUGACGUUUGAGAUUAUCGACACCAUUUUCAUCGAACGCAAUCUCAGCACCGAAGUAAAACAGGACGGGGUAUCCCAACGGGCUGCCGUCCUGCAUACCCGCGCCGUUAAGCUGAUCCGCCCAUCAUUCGCUUCACUGCAGCUAAUUUGCUCCGACUUUCUCCCUUCCCUACCUAAUGCCUGUUUCCUCAACCUCGUCGAUACCCUGUACAAGUUCUGCACCCAGGAAGAUGAGCUUAAUGUGGCAUUGACAACUGUCACCUUCUUCUGGGCCAUCUCAGAUUUCCUUUCUGCCAACAGCAAGUCGAUGUUAAUUACAGAAGCCAUGAUCCCCGAUUCGGGAGAUCAGUCGCUAGUCAAACUGGCCACACAACCUUCCGUACAAGGUUCAGCCGCGGCAUUGUGGAUGUUGCUUCUCCUCCGGCUCACGUCAGUUGCGGCGGACCAAAGACUGGAGCUGCGUAACAGCGCCAUCCAGACAUUGAUGCGGAUAAUGUCCGCAUACGGUGAGAGUCUGAGCCCAGAAGCCUGGUCAGUUUGCAUGAAGGUAGUCAUUUUCAGCCUCCUCUCGUCCGUCGAGCGCGAGUUACGCGCCGUCGACAGCCCGUCUACGAAGGAUGGCGGCCAAGACGAGUGGAAAGAGACGGCGACCGUCGUAAUUCAAGGAGUUUCGGACCUGUUCGGAUCCCAUCUCCAGCCCCUCACAGCGCACCGAAGCUUCUCGGAGAUAUGGCGGGACCUUAUUGGCCACUUCCGAGCUCUCCUGAGCCUCCAAAUCCUUGACAUCAACGCCGACACGUACGGCGCCGUCCGGGAUAUUCUCCACGCCUGCGCGGAACAAGAAAAAGCUGCCGUGGGCAAGGAGAGCCUUGACCUGGCAUGGGACCUGUGGUCUCAGGGGAUUCCCGUUCCCGGAGACGGCAAGGAUGACAAAUCGUCCGACAACCAGAAAUGUCUCCUGGUCUGGGUGGAAGCACUUCUGAAGCUUUAUGGCUUGAUCCAAGCCGACUUUAGCGUCGAGCGAGUGCGCCGGAUGCUAACGCUGCUCCGCGACGCGAUGCAACACGCAACCCCCGGGGCAUACGCCAGCGAUAUCGAGUUUGUCACGCCGCUGCAGGGCAAGAUUCUCGAGGUUUUCCGCAUGGUCCGCACCGACUUGUAUGGCGUCCCAUCCGCUAUGGUCGCGCAGGUGGCCGAGUUUGUUUCUCUCGCAUUCGCCCGGGAAAACGCGGCCGAGGCAGCAGAGAAGCGCACAUACGUCGCCAUGUCCAAGGAGAGCAUGUCCAUUCUCCAGUCGUUGAUCGUCCACAAUGCUUCGGAGAGGAACGUCUACGAAACGGGGGCGUUCGCCAGCGCGUUGUCUGCCCUGGCCAAACCCGUCAUCCUCAAGUACCGGUUCAAGAUCGUCACUAAGUCGGUCCAGCCGUGGAGGGUGGCGACACAGUCAACCCUGGCUGUCCUCGAGGCAUCGCUUCCUCGACUCCCUGGGUUAGAGCUGCCUCGGGAAACUUUGCAGGACAUUUGGCGCAUAAUCAUUUCCAUGGCCAACGGGAUUAUCAGCGCCGAUCUGACUGCGCCCGCCGCAGAAACCGCGGGCAUAACGGACGACCAAGACUUCGACAUUGCGUCGUUCCGUCAACUGCGUGGCCUCAUCAUCCCAGCACUCGGUGCAGAGUUUGUCCUCGACGACACGAGGAAGACGUACGCCGAGGGUCUGUUCCGCACGUCGAUCGUCCACACCCCCGCCCCGGCCGAAGCGGCCAUCAUCUACGGAAACAGCGGCAACGACGCCGUCGGGCUAGGCGCAUUCUUCAAGAAGCGCGACGGGCGCACCAUCGACCCGACCCCAACCAAGCGGAGCCUCAUGGGGCGGGUAUGCCUUGACGAGCUGUUCUCGCUCGUGCAAGACCACGGCGACGAGACGCCGCCCAGGCCGGAAGCGGCGUCUGCCCCCACCCAGACCCGCGGCCUGCACGUGCGGCUCGCCCGCACCGUGGCGCCGUACCUGAUCCUGCGCUGCGCGCUGACGCUGCGCGGCUACGUGGCCGACCAGCCCCUCCGCGGGCGCAUGCCGCAGCCGCUGUCGCAGCGCAAGGAGCUCGCCCACAUGCUGCGCAGCUUGGUGGCGCUGCGCUCCGAGCCGGAAGCUAUUCCCGAGGUGCCGAACGUGGAGAGCGAGGCGCGGAAGCACCUGCUGCGGCUGUACCCGCUGCUGGUGAGUGCCGUGCAGGUGGCGGGGACGGCGGGGGAUGAGAUGGUGUUGGGGUUGGUGAGGGAGGCGUUGGAUGUGGUGGGAGGGGAGUUUGGUUUGUGA